This is a messenger RNA of Acaulospora morrowiae, 1105 nucleotides long. The record is from the annotation of a GenBank genome assembly. Lineage: Eukaryota; Fungi; Glomeromycota; Glomeromycetes; Diversisporales; Acaulosporaceae.
AUGGGUUCAGCUUAUUCAAAACAAGGUUCACAAAAUUUCUACCCUAGCCCAUCAUCACUAUUAGCAGAAGAUUGGACUGCACAUUUUAAUUUGCCUGCAAAACGUAUCACCCGUUGUCCAUUGUGUUUCCAUCAACGCACUUGCAAAGGUUACUGGUGUCAGAAUUGUGAAUCACGAAGAUUUAGAGAAUUGUUUUCCAGCUGGGGAUUAUUUGGGAGUAUGUGGAAGAGGAAGGGUUCAUGUAAGGUGGCGUUGAAGAUGUUGGAUGGCUUUAAAGAAUCAAGCGUAGAAUAUCUGAACGAGUUAAGAGCGCAUUAUAAAUGCAUUUCAUCCGGUUCAGUGCUUACCUGCUAUGGAAUCACCCAAGAUGAAACCACCAAUAAUUACAUGUUGGUCAUGGAUUAUGCUAAACAAGGAGACCUUACACACUUCCUGCGACAUAACAUGGUAAAUUACGACUGGUAUAGAAGAGUCCGUGAGCUAUGGUACAUUGCUAGAGGUCUCAAGGCAAUUCAUGAUGCGGAUUUGGUGCACAAAGAUCUGCAUAGCGGAAAUAUCUUAUUCAACACUUUCACGAGACGACCGGCCAUCGGAGACCUUGGACUGUGCCGCCCAGUAAAAGAGUCCUCAAGUGGAAAUGUGGUGCUGGGCGUAUUGCCAUAUGUCGCUCCAGAAAUUCUCCGCGGAAAUGCUUACACAAAAGCGUCGGACAUAUAUAGCUUCUCAAUGAUAAUGUGGGAAGUAUCGACGUUGAAAAAACCAUUUUCAAAUGUUGCUCAUGAUGCAUCAUUAGCAUUAGAAGUCACUCUCGGCAUGAGGCCGGCAAUAGCUCCAGGAACUCCCAAAAAAUAUGCUGAGUUGAUGAAACUCUGCUGGGAUGUUGAUCCGGUGAAACGUCCCAGUGCCGAGGAACUGGUGAAAAAACUCGAAGAGCUAAUGAAUGACCGAAACAUCAAUAGUUCGACACCAAAAAUUGAUAUUGAAGAGAUGCCUACUCAUCCCGAAGCUUGUUUUACUAGCAGGAUUUUGGAAUUUCCACAUCUAGAAGACACAAAAUAUGAGUUCAAAGAGGUGGAUCUGCAAUCUCAGGAGCGAUUGCACAUCG